AGCUUUUCAUCCAUCAGUACCCCCAAGUCCUCCACAGGGCUGCUCUUGAUCCUUUCUUCCCCCAGCCGGUAUUGAUACCAGGGCUUGCCCUGACCCAGUGCCAGACCUUGCACUUGGCUUAGUGGAACCGUGUUGAGGUUCAGACGGGCCCACCUCUCCAGCCUUUUAAGGUACCUCUGGAUGGCAUCCUGUCCCUCAGACGUCAACCACACCACUCAUCUGGUGUCAUCUGCAAACUUGCUGAGGGUGCACUCGAUCCCACUGUCUCUGUCGUUGAUGAAGAUAUUUAACAGUACUCUUCCCAAUACAGACCCCUGAGGGACACCACUCAUUACUGGUCUCUACUUGGGACACUGAGCUGUUGACAGCAACUCUUUGGAUGCAGCCAUCCAGCCAAUUCCUUAGCCAUCUAACAGGCUGUCCAUUAAACCCAUAUCUCUUUAGUCCUUCACCGUUUCUGUCUUUUCUGUCUUCUGCCCUGUCAGCUCUAGCUCAUUGGACCUUUUCAUAGGCCAAUUUAACUCACUGGAAUAGCAGAAAAAAUUGUGCUUUACUGAGUUUUCUGAGUUCAAUUAGCUUUGGAAAGUCUGACGAGGAUGUGAGCUGUCAGGGAAGGAGCGGGGAGAGAAAGAAGAGACAAGAGAAGAGACCUCCCUGUUCUGCAGCAGCGAGCCAUUAGGUCAACUCGUCUACUCAAUGAAGCAUAACCAUAGCCUUAAUAAUUAUACCAGGUCCAUAGCAUAUUUUGCAUUACAUUUUUCAAGUAUCCAGGAUAAAAGAAGGAAAGUAGCAUAAAUAGUUUAAAACGUGACCCAGUAAGCUCGAAAGUGCAUUCCCAUGUAUUUUCCCAUCUGCAACGCGAAUAUUACACCUGGCUACAAUGGGUUGUUUCAGUACUUGAUACAGGAGUCUUUUAGUUGCCUGUCUCUGUCUUGGCAGCUGUUGAUCUGAUGCCCAAUUUUUGUCAUUGUGCAAAGAUAGCUAAUAACUUGCUGUAAUGUUACAACUACUGAAAUGUACGGGCAAGCCACUUGGUAUGACUGCGUAUCUAGUACUGGCAGACCCGUUUUAUUUGCUUGUUGUGUUUACGUCUUUGAAAUCAAAGGACAAUUACAUUUUUUUAAUGGGCAGAAGUAACAGAGAACAUAACUGGAAAAAAAAAAACUUGCUUUCCUUUUGAGAGGAAUGACAGGGAAAACAGGGACUCGCAAAGAAAUAAAUACAUUUUAUAAAACCAAGGCAUGCUUAAAAAGGAAUAACCUGCAGGUUGUUAGUGUUACUAACCAUGGUCAGAAAUUGCCUGGAGUUCCAGUCACGUGUUCUAUGUAUUUUAUUUACACUGGAGAGCUGAGAAUUGACUAGAAGUCCCCUGAACAAGCUAGAGACAUUUUCUUACCAGCUAUAGCAUGGAGAGUAAACUUGUUAUGUGUUUUAGUGUGGCUGAUAUCUGCACGACUUGUAAUUGUAUAAAAAAAAUCAAGUUCCUGGCUAGACUAAAUAAACGGUAAUAGAGUUGAAUCACAGUGUGGUAGUGCUAUUGCCACUGUGUGGAAAAUUGGAGACCUUGCCUUUCCUUUGUAGUCCAACAAGCUUGUACGCUUUGAGCUAAUUCAUUAAUUUUUACCUUGAGCAAGCCCAGGACCAUGCUGUUUCUUGUAUACCUUCCAACUCUACUUUGAAAACUAAGCAUGCGCUCUAAGGCAUGUGGGUUGAUAUUUUUAUGUUCUUACCUUCCGUUAAAACCAUUAGUUUUAUAAGUCAGGGUAUACUGUCUUUACAUGCUGCAGCCUGUAAUUCUGAAAAGUGCUGCUGAACACACUGAAAGUGUCAAUUGGACACCCCGCCAUCUCAUUUUGACCCUCUCUUAAGUUGCCACUGGGGACUGAUUUGUAAUGAGUUGUUACAUUUUCCUACCGCGCUUUUUUUUUUUCCAUGCUCUGUUGGUUUUUAGCUUUCUGUCCAGUUCUGCAGGGUCUCUCCUUGCCCAGUAUUAUAAAUGGUUUUGGGCUGCACUGGUAUUUACACAGGUCUUCAAGAACGUCUUGGGAAAUUUCCUUUUUCGAAAGGAACUAUCAUCUGAGUUAGAGCUGUAGUGUAAGAAAGGGUUGAAAGGACAUCACGAUUUGGGAGAGGAUGUUAUUCAGUGGAAGUAAUGAAAAGGGAACAGUCGCAGCUGAAGGAAAGGUGCUAAAUUGAUGACUUUGCAACCCAAUUUAACUUCCUCACGUAUCUUAAAGAGCUAUGUGUUUAUUCUAGUUAGUUCCAUUUGAAGUCAGCAGGAGCAGAAUUGGGUCCCUGUAGGUCUAAACCUCUGUGUUUUUCAGGCUGAUUAAGGGUGUAGUUUGCCUCAGUGCCAGUGAAGGAAUGGACUGACAGAGCUGCCUUCUGAUGUGUACCUGGUUCAUAUCGAAGUUGUCCUGCACAAAUGUGUCUGCAUAUGUGUGAUAUGUGAGAAAGGCAAAAUUUGACUCCAAAUUUGAGAAAUCAUUUGAAAUAGAAUAUUCAGUGUCACUUGUAAAAUAUGCAAUUUUAUUAGUUAUAUAGCAAUGAUACUAUGGAAGAGUUUUGAGUUUGCUAGGAAGUCUAUAACCAAUGUUAUAGAUAAAUAACAUUAGUGUUAAUAAUUAAAUAUUAAAAUAACAUUAGGAGAAGUUUCCAAAAAGUGGCAGUAACAGCAAGAUGCCCUUCUUUAGUUAAAAAUUGUUUGCAGGAUAACCUUUUAAUAGGUUGUUAUGCAGUAAAUUCACUGCUUUGAAAGAUGCAACGGUGGGGGUUUUUUGGUUGUUUUUUGUUGGUUUUUUUUUUUUAAUGUUCCUCAGCAGCCAUCUAUAACUGUAUGGAUCUUACUGUAGCCAUUUUAGAAAGAAUGAGCUUCUUUUGAGGGUUAAAGGCAGUAAACUAAGAUGCUCAGGCAAGAUAUCUACAUUUCUGCAAAGUAUAGUGCACUUGGAAAAUACGUGGGACCUUAUAGAGUGCAAAGAACAAAAAAGGUUACAAAUUCAGGGCCUAAAGCUAUUAAAACUUUUAUGUGACUAAGUUUUGAGUUCAUAACCUGCACUAGAAAAUAAGUAUUUCCAGUUAAGAAAAUACUCUUAUGAAUUCAUUCUCACAGAAAAUACAGGCUGUUUUAUUGUUGGUAUAUUUAUUUUCCCAAAAUUUUAUCUAAUUUUUGUUUAAUUGUUUUAUUCACUUCUUAUUUUUCAGGAGUCUUUGAAAAAUCCUUAGUGGUCAUGACAUUGUUACAAGUGACAUAAAUUAGCCAGUGGCUCAGAGUGAUGGAUACCCAGAAGACUACAAAUGGUUUGCAAGUGAUUGGAGAAGGGACUGGUAUAGGGAAAUCGACACUCCACAUGGUGGGGUAUUUGGGAAAAAACUGUAACCCUGUUGAAACAACUGCACAUGAGUAUUGUCCAGUCUGCAAAGAGAAGGGCCAGACCCAGCUUUUACGGACUUACCGCAUUAAUUUUCAAGAGUCCAUUUUCCUUUGUGAAAAUCCUCAGUGUAUCUACCCACUUGGUUAUAAACCAUUAAACAGCAUAAUUACUUCUGCGGAUUCAGAAAAUCAUCAAGUUCCAUCUACUCAGCAGAAAAGGAAGUUGUGUGAUACCAGUGACUUUUCUCCUGUUGAAUCACAUGCAAAAAAAUCAAGAACUAAUAAUGCGGUAAAUGUUGAGCACACUAUUAAUAAAGACCCUGUUGUCAAAUGCUAUCAGAAUAGCUUAUGUAUUCCCAAGUCAAGCCUACAUGAUGGGCUACAAAAUGACCAGCAAAAACCUAGAAGCAAUGUGGAGUCCUGCAUCCAGAAGGUGGAUUUGGAAAGAACCACCACCAACAGCAGCUGUCAAGAAAGUCCUCCUAAGACUUCCAGUCCCAGAACACAACCCUUGCCAAAUUCUGAACUUUGCUCAACAUCAUCUGAAAUUUUGCUCAGAGGUGAUAAAGGUUCCGCUAAUAACACAGACUUAUGCCUUCAGUGGAGAAACAUGCACAAUCUUUGUUGGUUAGAUUGCAUUUUGUCAGCACUGGUACACUUAGAAACAUUAAAAUUUGCUCUAGCAGAAGAAUAUGGUGACGGAAAAUGUUUACUCCAGAAACUCUUAACAAAAUAUAAUCAAGCAACUGUGCUUCUGAAUACCUGUAAAAGGAGUAAAGUAAAAGAUGUUCUUCCAAAAGCAGAAUCUCAUCUCAAUGAAAUCAGAAACAGAAUGUUUACACAGCUUCAGCCUCGGCUUAAUUGUGAAUUGGGUAAGGAGGAGAGUCCAGUGUUCGCGCUCCCUCUGCUCUUACAACAGGAUCAACAAGCUGAGAAACUGUUCUUGCAUUCGUUUUCAUGGAAGUUUGAAUGUGUAUGCUGUGGCUACAAAUACCAGGAUCGACUUAGGAGAACGCUAACAACAUUCACAAAUAUAAUCCCUGAUUGGCAUCCACUUAAUGCUAUUCAUGUUGGACCAUGUAAUAACUGUAGUGAUAGAUCUCAAAGAAGACAGAUGAUUUUGGAAAAAGUACCUUCAGUAUUCAUGUUACAUUUUGUAGAAGGCUUGCCACAUAACAAGCUGAAGAACUAUGCAUUUCAGUUUGAAGAAGACACCUACCAAAUAACAGCUAUUGUUCAGUAUCAAACAGAUAAGAAGCACUUCAUAACUUGGUCCUUGAAUCCUGACGGAACUUGGCUAGAAUGUGAUGAUUUAAAGGGUCCAUAUUGCAGGAGACAUAAAAGAUUUGAAGUUCCUCCUUCAGAGAUUCAUAUUGUUAUCUGGGAAAAGAAAAUACCCCAUGUGCCAGAAGAACUGAAUUCACCAUUCCAGACUAAAAAUACUGAAGAUUUUCCUCUUGACAAUGUACAGUCGAAUUCCACAGCGUUGCAUUGUGGUUUUGAUAACCCUGUAGACAAUAUACCUGCAGAACAUGGCAAAGAGGAUUCUGUAAGAACUCCAGGUAAGAAACAGCAGCAGGUAGCUGAGGAUGAAAGCAGUGUUCAUCGUGGUUUAGAAAAUCUGGCACAUGAUGAUCUUGUAACGCUGGUGCUUGAAGAAAUUCAAGUUGACUCAGAAGGUAAAUCGCUGUCGAAUGGACAGAUGGUGGGAAAUAACGUUGUUGUUGAAAUGGGUACACUGCAACAGGAGGAAUUAGCUUCUUCACCUGACGCUCCAUAUAAAGGAGAGUUUGCUGGAACUAGUCUAGCUAUGAACAAGAAAUGCACAUUAUCGGAAAGUUCCAGCAUUUGCUUGCCUCUAGAAGAGCUGAACCCAGCAAAUAGUACUCCUUCUGUAGCCAAAAACUGCAACCCUGACCCAUCUGACUCGUCGCUUGUUCAAAGAACAUAUGACAGAACUAAUUUACCUAACAGAGACCAUGGAUUAAAUUCAGAACCACAGCUAAACAAGAAGUUGCCACCAGUAGAGAAUAUUAUGCAAAAAUCACCUGACUUGAAAGAUGCAAGCAAAACUGUAGUUAAUUCUCAGGUUGCCAAUUCUUCUGUUGCCAAUAAUUCCUGUCAGCCUUCACACAAAGACCAAAAAAGAGGAUUUGUAGGAAGCUGGGUAAAGAAAUUAUUAAGCAAGAAUACUUCUUUUAUGCCUUCAAGUGCCUUGGCUCUCAAGAAAGAGAGAAGUUGCAAAACUCCCACAAUGCAAAAAAUAAGUGAAGUGCGGUUGCCAGUUAAGGGAGCAAGUAACUUUGGUGGAUUUCUAAGCAGAAGUACAAACAAAAGAACUGAGACCCCCAAGUCUGUGGUUCCUCAGAGUAAUAAUACUCAUCCUUUAUCAAAUUUCAAAGGAUUUUCUGAGAGCACUCAUCUUCCAGCAGCAAGUCAUACUGCUAUUGAAGGUCCAACUUGGAAUAAGUCCGGAAGUACGUUGGGUACCUCAGGUAAAGUGACUCAGCUCCAUUCACCUAGCUGUAACUCUGGGAAAGCAGAAGAGUCAGAGAGUGACAAAACGAAAAAACUUCGCCUAAAACUGUUAAAAAAACUUAAUGCUAAAAAGAAGAAGUUGGCUUCACUGGAUAGGCUAGCAGUGGAACAGAUGAAACACGAAAAACCUGUGAGUGGAGAUGUAAGCACCUCAUCGCAGCUUGAAUCUCACAAUGACAGUGAAUUAUUCCAGACCUUUUUAAGGGAACUGCAGCAUCAGAUUGAUGUUGCGGAUAAUGGAUCUGAACUUAACGCGAGCUCUGUAUCAGGGUGCACUAGCCAUAGUAACAGUGAUGAAAUACUGGCAGAAUUGCUGUCCCCUACUUCAACUGUUGCUUCCUUAGAGGCUCCAAAAAGUGAAGAUGAAUGUAUGUAUAUGGAAAUGGUGGACAGCAGUGUUGCAACAACAGCAUCUGAUGAGAAGACCAGUGUGCCACGGGCAGCAAUGACAAGCGAGGACCACAAUUACUACAGUCCUGUAAAGGACAGUAAUUCAGAACUUCAUGCAAUAAGCAAACCCAGUGCAAAGAAACUUGCUUUUGAAAGUCCUACAAGGGAGGAUAUUCUUGAAGACCUGUUCUCCAUUUCAGCACCAAGCUCAAUGGCAGGUGACAUAGAUUUACCUCAUUUUGAUGAAACUCUGUUUGAAACUUGGUAAACGUUCGGUUUCUUGGUUUUAAGUAUUUUUCAAUAUGUAUAUUUUGAAACAAAGCACUAUUAAAUUAUGUUUUCAACUAAUUUAAUUGCACACUGGCUGUACUUGAACAAUUUAUAUUUGAGGUAUUUUUUUUCUUAACAUUUUAUUGUAGCAGACAAAUAAGGUUUUAACGCAUUUUAUUUUUCCAAACAGUUAUUUUAGCUGUUGCAUAUGAUGAUGCUUUUUAAUUAAAAACUCCUGUGAGUCUUAAUUUUUGCUGCUUUUAAUAUGGAAAACUUAUCCAUAUUCUACUGAGUUUGAGAAAUAAUAAACUUCAGUAGUCUUGAUGAUGAAAUGGUGUAAGAAAUAUUUUAGUAGUAGUGAUUUAUUUUACAGGGUUGCCCAAUUCCUGAAGUCUUUUUUUCCUGAAAUUUUAAAAAAGAAAAAGUACCUUCUGUACAUCAGGGAUGUUUGCAUCCUUUGAUACAAAAAUAAUUUGCAACACUAAGCUCGGGGCUGGUAUUCUGUUAGGAACUCUACUCUCUUCAGAAUUACUCUUCAACAAGGUCACCCUGAUGUAUGCACCCCUUGGAUCCAAGGAAGGAUGGAUAUGUGGUAGAAAUAUUACUAUUUAAAGUUACGGCGCAUACUGAGUUUUCAUCCUCGUUAACUGAAAAUAUAAUUUGGCAGAAUAUUCUCCCAAGCCAGGUUAUUUUUUUUUUUUUAAAUGAUUAAGAUUUGGGCCAGAGUUAGCAGCACUAAGGAAGAAUAUCAGAUGUAACUUUCAGCUGUUCAUAGCUGCAAACUCACUAAUAAAAGAAUUCAAGUUAACUGUAGGUUAGCACCCAUUUCUGUUGUCACCAGGAGUUUUUCAUGGCUAGAGCAGUGUACCCCUGUCUGUAUGUGAGAGUGCCAAGGAGAGGCAAGGUCAAUAGGAAGUAAAUAAUGGAAAAGGUGGCAAGACAGCAGCGAGUAAGCAGGAGGAGUCACUUCUUAGUGUUUCUGGAUUUGUAUAGCUUUCAUUUUGCUAGAUGGGAGUCUUUAAAUUCAUAGACACAGAGCUGAGGGUAUUACGUGCUAAGUUAGAUGAGCUGUACGUUUUUCUUGUACUCAGAAAUAAAAGGGAUUUUAUCAGCAAGUCUGUUUCAUCCAUUUUUAGCGGUAUUCUGCAUUUUUUCAUUGUUUUAGAUCCCAAGUUCCAAACGUAAGUCCUCGGCCUUACUCUUCCAGUAGGUGCAGUUGAACAUAAUUGUUAUUGCAAGCAGAUUUAAGUGGUCUUGGAGUGCUUGAACCAGGUUGAAAAUGUGUUUGAAAUACUGUCAGUGGCACAGAACUGACCUUGCCAAGCUAUUUCUGUUGCAAUUACGUACAUGUUUAUCAGACUGGCACUUCAGACAAUGAAUGGUUUCAUUCUUGAAAUACAAGUCUUUGUAAAGAACUUGAGCUCCUUUGUUUUAAAUGUUGUAAUUGGUAACGUUACUAUAGAAAACAGAUCGAUGGAUUCUGAACGUAAAGUGCCAGUGUACUGCUGGUGAAA
Messenger RNA from Egretta garzetta (little egret), 8085 nucleotides. It is a transcript of the gene USPL1, whose product is annotated as ubiquitin specific peptidase like 1. Gene Ontology annotation, molecular function: SUMO binding. Gene Ontology annotation, biological process: protein desumoylation; Cajal body organization. NCBI's taxonomy places the organism in Eukaryota, Metazoa, Chordata, Aves, Pelecaniformes, Ardeidae. The record is from RefSeq and is a predicted model, not a curated record. The transcript is spliced from 8 exons. The coding region runs from base 3276 to 6569 and encodes 1097 amino acids. Gene Ontology annotation, cellular component: Cajal body.